Molecule: messenger RNA, 1491 nt
Organism: Ichthyophthirius multifiliis
Lineage: Eukaryota; Ciliophora; Oligohymenophorea; Hymenostomatida
Exons: 3
Source: RefSeq, a predicted model, not a curated record
AUGUACCCUAAAUAUAAUGAAAACAAUAAUUAAAUUAAAUUACAGGAAAAUCCUUUUGAAUAAUAUAAAUAAUAUUAAACAUAAAUAAAAAUUCAAUAAUAAAUUCCUUAUAGUGAAGAUAAUUUAAACCAAAUAGUUUUAUCAUAAAAUCCUUUAUAAGAAUUUCAAGAAUAUCAAAAAAAAUAAACAAAAGAAAAUAAAAAAGAAAAUAUAAUAGUUAUAAAAAAAUAAAAAUUGUAUAUUUUUUUAAUUUUAAACAAUAAACAAACAAAAAAGAUAUAAAAUGCUCGAAAGGCAAUAAACUAAAUAAACACAAUUAAAAAAGACUUAUAAAAUGAAGAUUAAAAAGGAAAUAAUAAUUUCUAAUAAUAACUAAUUAAUCAAAAAAAUAAUAUUAAUAUAUGGAUAAAGUUAAAAGUAGAAUAAUAAAUAGAUAAUUUAUUAUCAAAAGCUAAAUCGUUAGUAAAAAGAAAAAUUAAAGAUCCGCAAAUGGUAUUAAUUUAAAAAAAAAAAAAAAUAAUAUAAAUAAAGUCUUAAUGUGUAAAAUAAUUAAUUGAUGAUGCUGUUGAUAUAGAUUGGCCUGAAAUAGAAGAUUUGGUAAAAAUAAGAAUUAGAAUAAAAGAGAAAUAAUAAAUAGAAAAAAUUCAGGAAAUAAAAUAAAGUAUAACUUGUUAUAUAAAUCCUUGGUACAUAAUAAGAUCAUGGUAUUUAUAUACAGAUCAACCAUAUAAUAAAUCUUUUUGGCUAAAAAUAAGAUCUUUUUCAUGGUGGUUUAUAUUAUUAGUUAAACUUUUUCCAUUUUAUGGCGUUUAAAGUUUUUUACACAUCAUUAUUUUUCUUUUUAUAGAUAAAUCUGAUGAAUGGUAGUUAUUUAAUUACAUAAUUUAAUUUAAAAAAGUGUAAUUUUUUAGCAUUGGAAUGUCCGGUACAUUAAUAGGAUAUGCUCUUUUUUUUAACUGUACUACUUUAAACGAUUAUUCGAGUCCUUAAGACUUUUAUAAAUGCAAAACGGAAGGACCUGGAUCCAAAAUAAACGUGAUAAUAGAUCUUUUAGGUUUUCUAUUAUAAAUUGCCUUAUGUUGGUUAAGCUUUUUGAUAAUUCCUUUCUCUAAAUCAAAAGGAAUAGCUUAAAAAGAAUCAAAUGAAUAUUAAAAUUGCUGCUUAAAAAUAAAUUUAGAAAAAGGUGGAAGAUUUAAAAACUUUCUUUUUUUGGACAUGAUUGCAUUUUUUUUUUGUAUAGGAAUUCUCAUGCUAUUUAUAUAUACUGGAAAUGAUUUAAAAAAAGAAAUUUGGCAAUAUUAUUAAGCUAUUUAUUUGGUGAAAACUAUUUACGGAUUACUAAGUUUCCCUUGGCUACUUUUUUUAAUAGAGAAAAUUCUUAAAAGUAUAACGAAAGCUGAAGAAACUGGGGUAAUAUUUAUUUUAUAUUAUAUAUAUAUAUAUAAUACAUUUUCUUACAUAUAUAUAUUUUUAUUUUUUAAGAAAGUAUGA